Messenger RNA from Penicillium riverlandense, 843 nucleotides. RefSeq names its product class I SAM-dependent methyltransferase. The transcript has 3 exons. The record is from RefSeq and is a predicted model, not a curated record. Bases 1 to 843 code for a protein of 280 amino acids. Lineage: Eukaryota; Fungi; Ascomycota; Eurotiomycetes; Eurotiales; Aspergillaceae.
AUGACCAACUCCCAAUGCAUUACGGAUUGGUACAACCAAAAUGCCACUCUGGAGCACGAUCGGCUUAAUGCCUGUCGUCUUGAAUUUUCGAUUUCGAUGAGGAAACCACUAAAGAUCCUAGAUCUGGGAGGAGGUACCGGUCGAUAUGCUGUCGAGCUUACGCGAAAGGGCCAUUCUGUUACCCUCGUCGAUAUAUCGCAGUCAGAGCUCGACAUCGCAAAGUGCUUCGCUGCCGAGUCUGGCGUAACUCUAGAUGCCAUUGUCCAGGCUGAUGCGAAAGCAAUACAACUACACACAGAUAAGGACGAUCCUAAAACUGUUUUUGCCGCAUCAUCAUAUGACAUGAUCCUCUGCCAGGGUCCAAUGUACCACCUUGAAGAGUCUGAACGUUCCAAAGUCCUUUGCACCUGCGCCACUCUACUUCGCCCCGGAGGAUUUCUUCUCAUCGCAUUUGUCACUCAAUACGCGCAUCUCAGAGAUAUUGCUCAACGAGACCCGGCGCGUCUUGCGGCGGAGUACGACGGCUUUUACAGAGAGUAUCUCUUGUCGGGCAAAUAUACAAGAAACCCAUCUGGUGCAAUGCACCAUACGCAUGUCAGCGAAAUCAAGGAGCUUUUUAGAACAGUUGAUGGGCUCUGCACAGCUCAGCAUACGUUGGGAAUUAUUUUAAAUAGAAUUGUGCCUUGCGAAGGGUUUCUUGGUGGAGGGCUAUCUUCAAAGCUGGUGACCUUGCCACAAAAAGACUACGAGCUUUGGGUGGAUGUUGUGAUGCAGUUUACAGAUGAUGAGGCACUACUGGGGAAUGCGGAUCAUUUGCUGGCAGUCGCUGAAAGAAGGCAAUAA